Messenger RNA from Zasmidium cellare ATCC 36951, 2058 nucleotides. RefSeq lists its product as uncharacterized. The transcript has 8 exons. Lineage: Eukaryota; Fungi; Ascomycota; Dothideomycetes; Mycosphaerellales; Mycosphaerellaceae. The record is from RefSeq and is a predicted model, not a curated record. Bases 1 to 2058 code for a protein of 685 amino acids.
AUGAAGUUACUCGAAACUGUCGCUUCUGUGGCGUCCAUAGUCGCUUGUGUCACUGGUGCUUCAAGGCCAAAACAAUUGGUUCCCUUUGUCUACGAAUCGAUUCCCUUAGGUCAAAUAACACCCAAUGGCUGGCUUCUGGCUGAGAUGCAGACCGAGGCAGAUGGUCUCGCUGGUCAUUUGUACGACUUCUAUCAGUAUGUCAAGGAUGCCAAGUGGCUUGGUGGGACCCAAGAGUACAGCGGCUUGAAUGAGGCUUUCCCAUACUGGCUGAAUGGCCUGGUGCCGCUGGCAUAUACACUCGACGAUGAAAGGCUGAAAGGGCAAGUUCACGAUGCAAUGGACUACUUGUUCGAGCACAUGGUGCAGCCCGAUGGUUGGAUUGGAUUCGAGGAGGGCGGUUAUCGCCUGAUCUGGGCUCGAACACUCAUCUUCUUCGCUUGGACGAAUCUUGUUGACGCCAAUAGCACGUACGAGAAGCCAGUCGUCGAUGCCAUGUAUAGUUUUAACACGUUGAUGAAUUCGAUGUUGAAGAAUAAAGGGACUGGCGUGGUACCUCAGAAAGACGGCGUGCUGGACGACGGCUACUAUUUCUGGUUCCUAUCGCGUGUUGCAGAAAUGAUUGUCUCAUUGCAGUGGCUGUACGAGAAGCACCCGCGAGAUGGCGAGAUGUCGAAGCUUUGGGAGAACAUGGAGAUGUUGCACAAGUUUGGGUACAAGUGGGAAGACUGGUUCGCAGAGAGCUCCUACGCAUUUGGCGAUCUUUACGACUUGCCCGAGAGGGUGACUGAUGACAACUUCCAGUUCUUACAUGGGGUGAAUGUCGGCGAAGGCCUCAAAGCGCCGGCCGUCAUCCGAAGAUACACUCACAACGAUAGCUUGAUACAGACGACGAGAGACGGUGUUCAAUGGUCAAUGAAAUAUCAUGGUGCUCCUUCAGGUACGAUCUACGCCGACGAGAGAGAAGAUGGCAUCAACCCAUAUUAUGGAGCCGAGACAUGCACCGCAGUCGAAGUAAUGUUCUCCAACAGCUACAACUUUCAAGCACUGGGUGAAAGCUUCUACGGCGACGGCUCAGAGUUGGCUGCUUUCAAUGCCUUGCCUGGGGCGAUGACUGGGGACUGGUGGGCGCAUGUCUACAUGUCUCAGGCAAACCAGCCUUACUCGAAGAACUUGUCCACCACGCCAUUCUAUAAUACCAACUCAGUUGGGCAGACCUAUGGACUGGAACCAAACUACCCGUGCUGCACUGUGAACCAUCCUCAAGGGCUGCCAAAAUUUGUCCAAGCAGCAUUUGUGAAGAAAGGUAGCAACGGGCUUGUCCAUGCUCUUCUCAGCCCGGCAACUGUGAUCACUGAUGUCGCUGGCGGCAAGACGAGUGUUGAAUGCCGGACGAACUACCCUUUCGACGAUGAGCUACAAUACAACAUUCAAACCGACAAAGCUUUCGACUUUUAUGUUCGUGUGCCUACCUGGGCUCUCAACUCCUCGCUCACGUCGCAAUCCGGAUCAUCAUCGACACUCGACUCCUCGACUGGUCUCCGGAAAAUCAGCGUAGCGGCAGGGAACUCGUCCCUGACAUUCAGCGUUGGCACCCAAGUCCGCACCGAGCCUCGAGCAAACGACACCGUCGCAGUGUAUCGAGGUCAGCUGCUCUAUGCCCUCGAGAUUGGAGUAGACGUUACCUCAGCACCGCCCAAGAACUAUUACAACCUUACCACCUAUCCAGCUAGCUACGCUCCGCCCCAAGCUGUAGACUACACGAUGCUCAACACGACCGAGUGGAACGUGGCGAUCGAUCCGUCGACGAUUGUUUAUCACCCAGCCAGCGACCCUCGAGCAUCACUGCCAACUCCGAUCUUCGCGCCUGGAAAGCCGCCAAUGUACAUGACUGUCAAAGCCUGCUUGAUCGAUUGGCCGUUAUUCAUGGGCAGUGUGCCGGGCUGGCCCAUUGCAAAGGAGCAAAGAAAAUGCCUAGGAGAUACUUUCGAUGCGAAGCUGGUCCCAUACGGGAGUGCAAAGCUGAGGAUGAGUGAGUUGCCGACCAUUGACCUCGUUUAA